Molecule: messenger RNA, 951 nt
Organism: Trachemys scripta elegans
Lineage: Eukaryota; Metazoa; Chordata; Testudines; Emydidae
Product: olfactory receptor 1020-like
Exons: 1
Coding region: 1-951 (316 amino acids)
Biological process (GO): G protein-coupled receptor signaling pathway
Cellular component (GO): membrane
Molecular function (GO): G protein-coupled receptor activity; olfactory receptor activity
Source: RefSeq, a predicted model, not a curated record
AUGGCGAACCCAAAACAGGGAAAUGAAACGUCCAUUACAGAAUUCAUCCUCCUGGGAUUCGGGACUCAUCCUGAUCUGCAAAUUCUUCUCUUCCUGCUGUUUCUAGUGCUGUAUAUGGCAACCAUGGCCGGGAACAUCCUCAUCAUUGCACUAGUUGUGUGUGAUCAGCACCUCCACACUCCCAUGUACUUCUUCCUGGGGAACUUGUCCUGCUUGGAGACAUGCUACACCUCCACCAUCCUGCCCAGGAUGCUGGCCAGUCUCCUCACUGAGGACAGGAAAAUUUCCUUCAAUGGGUGUCUCACACAAUUAUAUUUCUUUUGUUCUCUGGUUGCCACAGAAUGCCUUCUCUUAUCAGUGAUGUCUUAUGAUCGGUAUGUAGCGAUAUGCAAUCCAAUGCACUACACAACCCGUAUGAGUGGCAGGGCCUGGCUACAGCUUGCAGGUGGCUCUUGGAUAGGUGGCUUCAUAGGUAAUAGCAUAACGACAUUGUCAAUAUCCCAGUUAACUUUAUGUGGCCCAAAUCGUAUUGACCAUUUCUUUUGUGACCUUAUCCCCCUGAUAACUCUCUCCUGUAAUAACCCUCAGCUGAUGGAAAUGUUGGCUUUCACACUCUGCUUGAUUUUCUCACUGGUCCCAUUCCUGCUUACCUUGAUGUCCUACAUUUGUAUCAUUGUGACCAUCCUGAGAAUCCCAUCCUCCACUGGGAGGAAAAAGGCCUUUUCCACCUGCUCCUCCCACCUCAUUGUGGUGAUCAUUUAUUAUGGAACUCUACUAAUUGUCUAUAUGUUCCCAAUGACCAGCAUCCUGAGUGAGUUCAACAAAGUGCUCUCUGUCAUCUACACCAUCCUGACUCCCCUGGUCAAUCCCCUCAUCUAUAGCCUGAGAAACAAAGAGGUGAAGGAAGCCCUGAGGAAAGUUUGCAGGAAAUUUGUGGUUGAAAAAUGCUAA